Molecule: messenger RNA, 1500 nt
Organism: Aspergillus ochraceoroseus IBT 24754
Lineage: Eukaryota; Fungi; Ascomycota; Eurotiomycetes; Eurotiales; Aspergillaceae
Exons: 2
Coding region: 1-1500 (499 amino acids)
Source: RefSeq, a predicted model, not a curated record
AUGGUUCAGAAGACUACUGCCGCAAUUGUUACACUCUCUUCACUGAUCGCCUAUGUGACCAUCAACAGUAUCCUCCGUACCGUCAGGCCGUCGGCCUUUAUCUGGUACGAUGAGGACCGUGACGAGGAAAGUUGGAUCGCCUCUUCUCCGUCAUGGUUUGACAGGAAGGCUUGCCGUUGGCUCGGGCUUUGCGGUACAGCACACUUUCGCGUAAUCGGUCCCCACUUCGGGCGCCGUACAGCCUCUCCAGAGUUGCCAGACGACAGUCGUUCGUGGCAGAAUUACUGGACCAACGAAACCGGUCCUUCCGAAGAUUCGUGGGAUGCGACAGAACGAAGUCUGCGACAGAUCCCCGACUAUGUACUCGAAUAUGCUCCUCUCGUUCAUCUUUUCUCAGGCGAGCAGUUUUGGCCGUGCGACAUUGCUGAGCAUCUCUACCAUACCACCCCGAUGCUGAACUAUACCCCGGUCCAGUCGGAAUAUGAUCACCCUUCUUUACAGGAUCUUGAUGAGCUGAAUCAAUGGGAAGGAGGACGCCAUGUCUUUCUAACCAGCAACGAUGACGUAGAAGGACGUCCACCUUGGAUUGAAGGGGAGAAAAAUGUUCCUACCCCCCCGGAGGACAAUCCCGAGGACUUGUGGCUAGACCGGGGUAGCGAAGGCGACGAAUCCUUCACGGAAGAACCCACCGAGGAUCGUGUCAAAUGGUACGACACUGAAUUACCACUGCGAGAUGGGGCCGCCGAUGGUAUCCCAGCUGAGGAGCUUGGCUACCCCACCUUCGACCAAGACUUGAUUCGCAACGAACUGAGGAGACGAUACGGUGGAGAACCUAUUAUUCAGGGAACUGGGGGCCGGAGCGAGGCGCCGGCCGUUCUGCUAGUGAUCGACAAGGGUAAUGGUAUUGUGGAUGCCUUUUGGUUCUACUUCUACAGCUUCAAUCUUGGCAACGCAGUGUUUAAUGUGCGGUUUGGGAAUCACAUUGGAGACUGGGAGCACUGCCUUGUGCGAUUUCACCAUGGCAAGCCAAAAGCCCUCUUCUUCAGUGCUCACUCUGCGGGCGAAGCGUACAGCUACGAAGCUGUCGAGAAAAUUGGACGACGACCAGUCAUAUACUCAGCAACAGGCACACAUGCCAUGUAUGCCACUCCGGGGGUGCAUCCAUACAUUCUACCAUGGGGUCUUCUCCAUGAUCAAACUGACCGCGGCCCUCUGUGGGACCCCCUUCUCAACUCUCACUCAUACACAUAUGAUGUCGCCAAUGAUACCCUUCGCGCAUCCACCCUCAACCCGGCCUCACCAACCGAGUGGUUUUACUUCAAGGGACAGUGGGGUGAUAAGUUUUACCAGCUUGGUGACCGUCGACAGUAUCGCUUUGCAGGCCAGUAUCACUAUGUGAACGGACCUUUAGGGCCUUGGUUUAAGCAUCUCAACCGUCGUAAAGUAUGCCAAGGUCCUGAUGAAGAUCCUUGUCUUAUCAAGGACUAUAUCGGGGAGUAA